Messenger RNA from Fonticula alba, 945 nucleotides. RefSeq lists its product as hypothetical. Gene Ontology annotation, molecular function: branched-chain-amino-acid:2-oxoglutarate transaminase activity. NCBI's taxonomy places the organism in Eukaryota, Rotosphaerida, Fonticulaceae. Gene Ontology annotation, cellular component: mitochondrion. The record is from RefSeq and is a predicted model, not a curated record. Gene Ontology annotation, biological process: L-valine biosynthetic process; L-leucine biosynthetic process. The coding region runs from base 1 to 945 and encodes 314 amino acids. The transcript has 6 exons.
AUGAUCCCUGCUCUCCGUUCCCAGCUCCCCCGCGGCAUCUUCACCGGUGUCCGCUCCCUGGUCGCCGCCCGUGCCUACUCUUCCACCGCCCAGCUUGAUGCCAGCAAGCUCCAGGUCCAUCUCACUGAUACCCCCAAGCCCAAGCUGCCCAACGACCAGCUCAUCUUCGGCCGCACCUUCUCCGACCACAUGCUGGAGAUCGACUGGUCCGCUUCCAGCGGCUGGGAGGCCCCCACCAUCUCCCCCUACCACAAGCUCAGCCUGGACCCCUCUUCCAUGUGCCUGCACUACGCUUCCCAGCCAGCCCCUCCCGUCCCGCACACACCUCCUGGCCCCCUCUUGCGACGCAUCUCGCUCCGGACCUGGGCUCCCAUGGAGAAGUUCUCCCGCUUCACGGACCCCGGCACGGGUGUCAACCCGUUCAUCCGCUCGGCUGCCCCUCGCACCGGCAACACGAAUCCCGCGCUGCACCUGCUGGCCGGCCUGCUGGGCCUGGUCCUGUCGGCUUCUCGGCUGACCGCGCUCAGCGUGCCGGCCGGCCUCGUCGCCUUGCGCACGGCGCUCGCGAGCGCAUGUGGCACCGCAGACCUUGAGCUCAUCACUCCCCCUCUUGACGGCACCAUUCUCCCCGGUGUCACCCGCGACUCCAUCCUCUCGCUUGCCCGCGAGUGGAACGAGUUCAAGGUCUCCGAGCGCCCCUUCACCAUGCCCCAGGUGGCCCAGGCCGCCAAGGAGGGCCGCAUCGUCGAGAUGUUCGGCGCCGGCACCGCCGCCAUUGUCUCCCCCAUCAAGUGCAUCCACUUCAAGGGCGAGGACAUCAACAUCCCCCUGGACCCGUCUGACCCGACCUCCGAGGCUGGCAAGCUCACUCGCCGCAUCUCCGACACCAUCAUGGGGAUCCAGUACGGUGAGAUCGAGUCCGAGUGGUCCGUCGUCUGCGAGUAA